Molecule: messenger RNA, 1280 nt
Organism: Vitis riparia (riverbank grape)
Lineage: Eukaryota; Viridiplantae; Streptophyta; Magnoliopsida; Vitales; Vitaceae
Product: short-chain dehydrogenase TIC 32, chloroplastic-like
Exons: 8
Coding region: 99-1040 (313 amino acids)
Source: RefSeq, a predicted model, not a curated record
AAAAUUGAUACACCGUUGUCAUUGACAUUGCGCUGCCUUUUUGUUUUAACAAGAGGAAAGAAAAAAACUUCAUUCACAUAAGGGGAGAGAAGAGAAGGAUGUGGUUGUUCAGCAGAAAGGGAGCAUCUGGGUUCUCAGGUUCUUCAACAGCUGAGGAAGUUACUCAAGGAAUUGAUGGCACUGGUCUUACUGCCAUUGUUACAGGAGCCUCAAGUGGCAUUGGCACUGAAACAACUCGCGUUCUUGCAUUGCGUGGUGUCCAUGUCGUUAUGGGGGUCAGGAAUAUGGCAGCUGGUCAAGAGGUAAAAGAGGCAAUAGUUAAGGAAAUCCCGACCGCUAAAGUUGACGUGAUGGAGUUGGAUCUAAGUUCAAUGGCAUCCGUAAGGAAAUUUGCAUCAGAGUUCAAUUCUUCCGGCCUUCCAUUGAACAUUCUAAUAAACAAUGCAGGAACUGCAGGCCCAUACAUGCUUUCCAAAGAUAACAUAGAGAUGCAGUUUGCGACAAACCACUUAGGUCAUUUUCUUUUGACAAGCUUGUUGUUGGACACGAUGAAGAAAACAACGCAGGAAAGUGGCAAAGAGGGAAGGAUUGUAAUCGUCUCCUCAGAGGGUCACCGAUUCACAUAUCGUGGAGGAAUUCGCUUUGACAAUAUCAAUGAUAAAUCAGGGUAUAGCAGUCCAUUCGCUUAUGGCCAAUCAAAGCUUGCUAAUGUUUUGCAUGCUAAUGAGCUUGCACGACUUUUUAAGGAAGAUGGGGUGGACAUAACUGCUAAUUCGCUUCACCCAGGAGCAAUUGUCACCAAUAUUUUCCGUCAUAGCAGCUUUCUUUCUGGACUGGUUAAUAUGGUUGGCAAAUACGUGCUUAAAAAUGUUCAGCAGGGAGCUGCAACCACAUGCUAUGUGGCAUUGCAUCCACAGGUGAAGGGGGUGAGCGGCCAAUAUUUUUCUGACUGUAACAUAGCCAAGCCCGGCGCACAGGCCAAAGACCCCGAAUUGGCCAAGAAACUCUGGGAAUUCAGCAUGAGUUUGAUUUCAGAAUGACUUUGGUUAUAUAUUUUACUUAUUUAACAAAUAAGUGCAGUUGGCACAGGCAUAAGAAUGGAGGUCAAUCUUUCAAGGAACUUUGUUUUUUCCAUUUAGACUCAAUAGGGUUGGGACUUGGGCAUGGGUUGUCUCUUAUGGGUCAUAUAAUUCUAGUAGACAAUCAAAGAAGGAUGUGAAUAAUGCCAAUUCUGACUUUAAAUUGUGGUUAUAUGAAAUAUAUCAAAUUAAUUUUCUCAA